This is a messenger RNA of Pseudophryne corroboree (corroboree frog), 1870 nucleotides long. RefSeq names its product 4-hydroxyphenylpyruvate dioxygenase. The coding region runs from base 299 to 1369 and encodes 356 amino acids. Gene Ontology annotation, cellular component: endoplasmic reticulum membrane; Golgi membrane. Gene Ontology annotation, biological process: L-tyrosine catabolic process. Gene Ontology annotation, molecular function: 4-hydroxyphenylpyruvate dioxygenase activity. Lineage: Eukaryota; Metazoa; Chordata; Amphibia; Anura; Myobatrachidae. The record is from RefSeq and is a predicted model, not a curated record. The transcript is spliced from 15 exons.
UAUGUACAGUACAGUGGUAGUCUGGAGGAGUCUCUCACUGCCACAGUCGGUGCUAUGCCGAGCAGUGAGUCAUCAGCUCUAAUUGAAGGCUGUGGAGAGGAGCCAGGCCGCCAUCACUUGGAACAGUCAUCCAGAAGGAUCGGUCAUCAACUAGGAGACAAAAGACCCACAGCAUAGCAAACAGACUUCUUACACGGACAAGGGGGAGAAGCAUGAAAGAGGACGCUUUCUAAACUUCCAUCAUCUCACCUUUUGGGUUGGAAAUGCCAAACAGGCUGCGACAUUCUACUGUGACAAGAUGGGAUUUGAACACUUCGCCUACAAAGGCCUUGAGACCGGCAGCCGAGAUGUGGUAAUGCAUGUCAUCAAGCAGGACAAGAUAUUUUUUGUUUUUCAAUCUCCACUGAAUCCGGGAAUUCAAGAGAUGGGUCAACAUUUAAUCAAGCAUGGAGAUGGUGUAAAGGACGUAGCGUUCCAGGUUGAAAACUGCGAAUUUUUAUUCCAGAAAGCUAAAGAACAUGGGGCGGUAGUUAUAAGAGAGCCUUGGAUCGAGGAAGAUAAAGGUGGCAGAGUGAAAUACGCCGUUCUACAAACUUAUGGAGAUACUACACAUACCCUUGUGGAAUACCUGGGGCCAUAUCAAGGUCUCUUCCUCCCAGGUUUCAAAGAACCGCUGUACAGAGAUCCGCUGCUGCCUUCAUUGCCUUCAGGUUGCCUUAGCUUCAUUGAUCAUAUUGUUGGAAACCAACCAGAUGAUGAGAUGGAACCUGUGGUGGAUUGGUAUCAAAAAUCCCUGCUCUUCCACAGAUUCUGGUCCGUAGAUGACAAACAGAUGCAUACAGAGUAUAGUGCUCUGCGCUCAAUUGUGGUCACAAAUUAUGAGGAGACUAUAAAAAUGCCAAUAAAUGAACCAGCUCCUGGGAAGAAAAAAUCACAGAUCCAGGAGUUUGUGGACUACUAUGGCGGUGCUGGCGUACAGCACAUUGCUCUGAACACAUCCGACAUCAUCAAAGCAGUGAAACAUCUGAAAUCUCGUGGGUUAGAGUUUCUUUCUGCCCCAGACACCUAUUAUGAUGAACUGAGAAAAAAUUUAAAAAGUGCCAAGAUCACCGUGAAGGAAGACAUUAGUGUGUUACAGGAACUAAAAAUCUUGGUUGAUUUUGAUGAUAAUGGCUACCUUCUUCAGAUCUUCACCAAGCCAGUGCAGGACAGACCAACUCUCUUCCUAGAGGUCAUACAAAGAUACAACCAUCAUGGAUUUGGAGCUGGAAAUUUCAAGUCUUUGUUUGAAGCUAUAGAAAAGGAUCAAGAUGCCAGGGGUAAUCUUACCAUCUACACAGACAAUGGAGAACAACAUGUGUUUUAUUGAAGCUCUAACCAAGGACGGAUGAGUCGAUAAAUUCACUGGAAAAAUAUUAUCAAAAGGAAAGAAAUAAUCAGAUGGAACAAAAAAAAAAAAACAAUACAGCUCAAAUAUUUCCACGCAAGAUCCUUUGUAUUUUGUUGUAUACGAGUAAUCUUUCUGGUAUCUAUAAAUACUUUCAACUUUUUAGAGAUUUAACAGUGCAAUAUGGAUAUUGUAUUUUCCUUUUCUGUAUGACAUAAUUUCAUUAUAAAAUAUAGUAAUAUAAUAUAUGAGGCCUCCAUACAAAUAUUAGUUUGACAGCACAUCUCUAAUUCUGAAUGAAGCUCAGCUGUAAGGCCAAGGAACCUUUUGCCAGAAAGACAAGAAAUGUACAGACGAGAAACAAACCACCUGAUAAUAUUAUCUACCUCAAGAAAUGAGAAAAGCAACAUUGUGCCAUUUGAUAAAAGAUAAAGACACUUUUGCUGCUUUCUGAACAUAAAUAAAACUAUGCAUAUACCUGUU